This is a messenger RNA of Oryzias latipes (Japanese medaka), 2523 nucleotides long. Its product is annotated as equilibrative nucleoside transporter 2. Gene Ontology annotation, cellular component: basolateral plasma membrane; plasma membrane. Gene Ontology annotation, molecular function: nucleoside transmembrane transporter activity. Gene Ontology annotation, biological process: hypoxanthine transport; thymine transport; uridine transmembrane transport. Lineage: Eukaryota; Metazoa; Chordata; Actinopteri; Beloniformes; Adrianichthyidae. The record is from RefSeq and is a predicted model, not a curated record.
CAUUUCCAACAAAAGCCAAGCGCAUGCAGCUGCAACUCAAGGGGCGCCAAGUCGGCUCAGGACGUGACGAAAAUCCGCGAAAUUUGCCCGCCUUUUUUUCUUUUUUUCUAAAGAAGCCGCCAAAAAACGGGUUCAUACAUUAAAUUGUCCUCCAGCUUCACAGCACCGACCCGGUCCUCAGAGCACACCGAAGACCGACCGGAACCUUCGGGAGCCAGAAGUCCCAACAUGUUGAGCGAAAAAGGAGCCAGAAGUCCUCCCUGUGAUCGAGGUCAGGCUGUUGCCAUCAUCUUCUUCAUUCUGGGGGUGGAAACAUUACUGCCCUGGAACUUCUUCAUCACGGCAUCAGAGUAUUUUAAUGGACGCCUCAACAACAACAACAACAACAGCAGCAGCCGAAACGCAACAAUGAUGGACGCGUCAAAAGGUUACAACUAUGACUGCUGGAUGUCUCUGCUCUCCCAGCUGCCCCUGCUGCUCUUCACUCUGCUGAACUCUUUCAUUUACCAGUGGGUGAAGGAGCAUCUGCGCAUGGCCUUCAGCAUGGUCGCCAUCUUCAUCUUCUUCUUGCUCACUGCUGCUCUGGUCCAGGUGGACAUGCAGCCGGACACUUUUUUUUCCAUCACCAUGACAACCAUCUGGUUCAUCAACAUGUUUGGAGCUGUUCUGCAGAGCAGUUUGUUCGGCGUCGUCAGUCAGUUCCCUCCACGCUACAGCACUCUGUUCAUGAGUGGUCAGGGUCUGGCGGGGAUCUUUGCUGGAAUCGCCAUGCUCUGCUCUAUCUUCAGUAAUCCAGAUAGAACAUCGGCUGCACUGGGAUACUUCAUCACACCGUGUUUUGCCACGCUGGUGUCUUUGGUCUGUUACAUGAUGCUCCCACGCCUGGAAUUUGCACGUUUUUAUCUGAGUAGAAAUCAAUCCGAUAAAGGGGAGGCAGCACAGGAGCUCAUCAGCUCAGACCAAAAAGUAUUGAGCUCUGAGAAGAAAGACUUGGAGGCCAACGGGAAGAUCACGAGUCGUGGAGCAGAGAGGGAGCAGCGCGCUUCUGUCUUUGCAGUCUUUAAAAAGAUCUGGGUGAUGGCUCUGUGUGUAACCUGGAUCUUUGCCGUCACCCUCGCUGUGUUUCCAGUCAUCACGGUCCGCGUUCAGACGGUCUACGUGGGUUCCAAAUGGGCUGAUGUGUUCACCUGUGUUUGCUGCUUCAUUGUUUUUUACAUCAUGGAUCUUCUGGGUCGUGGCGCUCCAUCUCUCAAACAGUGGCCAUCAAAGGAGAGCAGCCUGUUUCCCAUCGUCGUCUUCCUCCGUGUGAUCUUCAUCCCUAUGCUCAUGAUGUGCAAUAUCAAGGACUCCAAGCUGCCCAUCUUCUUCAGGCACGACUCUGCCUUUGUGGUCAUCAUGGCUCUGUUCUCCUUCACCAACGGAUACUUGGCGUGUCUAUGCAUGUCCUACGCUCCACAGUUGGUGAGGUGUAAGGACUGCGAGACGGCCGGCUCCCUGAUGACCUUCUUCCUUGCGUUGGGGCUGGCUUUGGGAGCGGGCUUCUCAUUCCUGCUCGGUGGAUUGGUUUAGCCAAACUCACCAAUGGUCAAGAUCAAAACCACAUUUGAAAUUUUGUUUUUAUUCUUUUAUUUGUAUUUUCAUUCAUUCAUUUUUUUUACUUGAAUAUAAUGUCAGAUUUGUUAAGUGGCAGCUAAAUCAAAGCUAAACCUGCUAAAAGCAUAACAGUGUUGGGUAAAACGUGUCAUACACUCACUCACAAAGCUCCACUGGUGUAUGAAUGUGUACGAAUGUCUCAUUAUGGUAGGCGCAAACUGGCAGCCACACCUCUGUCAGUCUGCCGCAGGGCAGCUGAGGCUUCAUCAGUAGUUACCAUCACCAAGUAUGAAUGAGGAGUGAAUGACGAAUGGACACAUUGUAGGCACCAAGAAAAAGCGCAGAGAAAUCUAAUCCAUUAUAAACUAAAAAAAUAAAACAAAAAAGAAGUGAUAUUUUCUUAGUAUUAAGACAUAAAAAAAUGAACCUGGAGCACCACUGAGGAAAAGGUCUGAAAUUACUUCGAAUAAUUCUGGUGCCCAAACUUUGUAAUAUUCUGAAGGCCUCUCUAACUGUUCCUGUUUCCUGUGGAAACCUCAGGUUUGUUCUUGCAGCUUGAAAACAAUUUUUGUGACUCAGACACAUCACUUUAUGGAUGUGAAAACCCAUGGUGGUAAAGCCCACCAUUUAAAAAUGUAUUUCAAAUUGAAGUUAAAAUUCGGUAUGACAUGGAAUCGUAAAAAUACCUACCCACGUAUAUAAACUCCUGAUAUUAAAAUUUGUCACCUUCACAGACACUGCCAUUUUCAAUCCAAGUUUGUUUUCCUGUCAAUGUAUAUGUUUUUUUUCUUUUCCAUCAGCUCCUUUCAUUUUUGUUAAGGCAAACAUCUUGAACCAACCAAAAGGGAAAUAUGAAUGAACUGAUGUCAAUUUUAUGUUCUAAUUUUUUUUUUUUACUUUUUUAAUAAAUAAAAACUGAUUUUAGUUUUA